CACCACUUUAUUAUUCUUCUUUACCCACACUCUUCUAGCUAAUCUAUAGCCGCCCCAGCUCUCACAGUCAAAUCCAUCGUUGACCGUCCACGCCCCCCUUGCCUUCCCAUUUACUCCCCCCCAUCUCCUUCUCUGUAUAAAUCCACCCCCCCUCCUCUCUCUUUUUCAUGCUCGCUUCCUUUUUCAAAAAGUAAAAGCUACAAGAAGUUUUUUUCUUUAAUUAUGGCGCCUAGAGAGAAGACGGCCGCCGUUAAAGCUAGCGGAGGCGGAAUUGUUGGUGGUGGUGGAGGAGGCAAGGAAGUGCAUUUUAGAGGAGUGAGAAAGAGGCCGUGGGGAAGGUACGCUGCCGAGAUAAGAGACCCGAGUAAGAAGAGCCGGGUUUGGCUUGGCACUUUCGACACGGCGGAGGAAGCUGCACGUGCCUACGAUACUGCCGCACGUGAGUUCCGUGGCUCUAAGGCAAAGACUAACUUUCCAUAUCCAUCAUGCGAGAACGUUAAGAAAAACGUUCUCUCUAUCGACAGCAACAAGAAAGCUGCCAGCAAGAAUAACAGUGGUGGUGGUGGUGGUAAUAAUCAGAGUCCCAGUCAAAGUAGUACCGUGGAGUUUUGUAGCAGUGAUGCACCGUUGGAUCUUAAUCUUGGUCCCGCUGUAUCCACCGUUAGAUUGCCGUUUCAGCCGAUGGCGAUGAAUCAACAGCAGGUGGUUUAUUUUGAUGCAUUUAUGAAGAGUCAAUACCGAAGGAUGGUUUUCGAUCAUGGGUAUCAUCAUCAUCCUAACCAGCCGGUGAUUUUUUCUUGCGGUGGGGUCUUGAGUGAUUCUGAUUCAUCCUCUGUCGUUGAUUUGAAUCAUCAAGAUGUCAAGACUCCGAGAAGAUCUGUUGAUCUUGAUCUUAACCUUCCUCCCCCACCGGAGAUUGCAUGAUUUUUUAGAAAAAAUUUUGGCCUUUUUUUUAUUUUUAUAUUAGAAAAGAUUAGAAAAAGACCCACAAAAAAAGUGAGAGAGGUUAAUUAUGUGAUCUGUUAGUUUUUUCUUUUUCUUUUUAACGUAUGUGAAUACGUAUUGGCAGAUCUCUUUUUUAGCAACAGUGAGGGAAACUCUGUUUCUUUACUGUUGUUUGUUGAAAAACACUGUAUCACUCUUUUUAUUGAACUCUUUAAUCAAUAGAUUAUAACCUUAAUUUCUCCCAA
Messenger RNA from Populus trichocarpa (black cottonwood), 1190 nucleotides. Its product is annotated as ethylene-responsive transcription factor 4. The record is from RefSeq and is a predicted model, not a curated record. Gene Ontology annotation, biological process: regulation of DNA-templated transcription. Gene Ontology annotation, molecular function: DNA-binding transcription factor activity; DNA binding. The transcript has a single exon. NCBI's taxonomy places the organism in Eukaryota, Viridiplantae, Streptophyta, Magnoliopsida, Malpighiales, Salicaceae. Bases 223 to 924 code for a protein of 233 amino acids.